Molecule: messenger RNA, 852 nt
Organism: Setaria italica (foxtail millet)
Lineage: Eukaryota; Viridiplantae; Streptophyta; Magnoliopsida; Poales; Poaceae
Exons: 3
Coding region: 1-852 (283 amino acids)
Molecular function (GO): protein binding
Source: RefSeq, a predicted model, not a curated record
AUGGCGCCGCCGUGCCCGCCGCCGGACCUGAUGGCCGAUCUCGUCGGGGAGAUCCUCCUCCGCGUCCCGCCGGACGACCCCGCGCUCCUCGCGCGCGCCUCCCUCGUCUGCAAGGCCUGGCGCCGCCUCCUCGCCGACCCCGCCUUCGGGCGCCGCUACCGCGCCUUCCACCGGGCGCCGCCCCUGCUCGGCUUCCUCCACGAACACUACACCAUCGGCGGCUUGGGCACCGUGCCCCGCUUCGUCCCCACCGUAACACCCUCCUCAUUCCCCCAGCGGGCGCUCGAUGAUUGCGACGGCUGGCGCAUCCUCGACUGCCGCCACGGCCGCGUCCUCUUUGAGAUCCCCGGCCAGAGCGUUAACCUUGUCGUCUGGGACCCCGCUACCGGCAAACGUCAGGGGCUGCCGCAGCCCCCAAUCCCCCAUUAUUGGAGCUUCACUGCGGCAGUGCUCUGUGCCGUGCGCGGCUGCGACCACCUCCACCUGCCGUGGUGGCCCGUUCUUCGUUGUCUUGGUGAGCACCACUUGGGCAAGAAUUGCUCAUCCAUCAUUCCCCCUCCGGAGGCGCACGAUAUCCCUGAGGGCGUUGCCCUCAUGCCAAUGGAGGAUGGCUCGCUGGGGUUCGCUGAUGUUCUAUGUUCAAGGAUUUGCCUGUGGUCGUGGAAUGCUGGUCCAGAUGUAGUUGCAGGAUGGGUACGAUGUAGGGACAUUGAGCUGCAGACACUGACGCACUUUAGGAAUUAUGUAGAAGUGGUUGCUUCUGCAGAAGGCUUCGGUACCAUCUUUGUGUCCACAGAUGAUGGUGUCUUCACAAUAGAGCUCAAGUCAGGCCGCAAGUGGAAGGUAUUCUGA